Messenger RNA from Plasmodium relictum, 3000 nucleotides. Its product is annotated as snoRNA-associated small subunit rRNA processing protein, putative. Gene Ontology annotation, cellular component: nucleus; cytoplasm; ribonucleoprotein complex. The transcript has a single exon. Lineage: Eukaryota; Apicomplexa; Aconoidasida; Haemosporida; Plasmodiidae. The record is from RefSeq and is a predicted model, not a curated record. Gene Ontology annotation, molecular function: mRNA binding. The coding region runs from base 1 to 3000 and encodes 999 amino acids.
AUGAUGAAUGAUUUAUUUAAUAAUGAUAAUAACGAUAAAGUAAGCAGACGUUUAAAAAAUGAAUCAAAUUACAACAAAACCAGACUUAUAAUUAAGAAUAUACCAAAGUAUAUGAAUGAAUUGGAUUUAAAAAAACAUUUUUUUAAGAUGAAAGGAAAAUAUGAUUUUAAAAUAACUGAUAUAAAAAUAAUGAAAAGGAAAAAAAUUGUAAAUAAUAAAGAACAAUAUGAAUCAAGAAAAAUUUGUUUUAUAGGAUUUAUUAAUAAUAUAGAUUGUGAAAACUUUAAAAAAUCAUUUGAUAAUACAUACAUUAAUACAAGUAAAAUAACAAUAGAGGAGGCAUUUUCUCCAAUUAUAUCAAAGCACGUAGAAAAAAACAAAACAAAUGCAUUAGAAAAAAAAGAAAUUAAUAGAAAUAAGCCAAAAAAAUCAGUAGAAAUAAUUAAAAACGAAAAAUUUAUAAAUAAAAUGAUUCCAAUUAAAAAAACAAAAGCUGGUAUGAACAGCACAAGGAGUCAUGUCAUAUAUUUAGAUGAUGAAACUAAUGUAAAUAAAAAUGAAGAAUCCAAUAAUCCUAAAAAAAAAAAAAAAAAAAAAAAGAAAAAAAAAAAUGUUACAGAGAAAAUUGAAAAUAUAGAAAAAGACAACAAAAAUAAUAUUGAAAGUAAUACAGAAAACAACAAGGAAAAUGUUGAAGAGAAUGCCUUAGAUUGGUUGAAAAAAAUUUCAAAAAAUAAUGGAAAUGAUAAUAAUUUAGAAAAAAAACAAAAUUUAUUUGAGGAAGAAAUAAUUAAGGGAGAUAAUAAUCAAUCAAAUAACUUAAGUGAAAAUAAAAAUGCUGAUGUUACUUUAAAUUUUGAAAACAGUGACUAUGAAAAUAUGAAUACAGGAAAAUUAAUCAUAUUUAAUUUGCCACCUGUUAAUGAACAUGAUAUAAAAGAGUUGUGUGAAAAGUAUGGCCCUGUUGUAGAUGUGAAAGUUUUUAAGAAUACUAAAAAAGGAAGUCUAGAAAUAAAUGUAAAUGAAACAAAUAAGUCAAAUAAAGAUUUUUUUUUAAAAUUAUUAAAAAAUAAUGAUGAUAGUUUGAAAGAAAAAGAAAAAAAGAAAAAAAAAAGUAAUAACAGUAAUAAUAAUUAUAAUGAUUUAAAAAAAAAAAAUGAUUUAGAUGAAUAUGAAAAUGAUGAUAAAGAUAUAAAUACAUUAGAUAAAAAAAAUAUAAUAAUAGACAAUGAUCUUACUAAUAUAAAAGUAUAUGCUUUUGUUAAUUUUAUGUUUCCAAGUGCUUGUGAGAAAGCCAAAGAAAAUCUAAAUAAUACAAUAUAUAGAGGGAAAAUUUUAUAUGUUAAAUAUGCAAAAGAAAAAUUAGGAGAUUUUGAGAUUUAUGAAAAAAAUAAAAAUAAUAUAUUUAUUAAAUUAUCCAAUGACUCUAAGAGUUCAUAUAAAAAAAUAUUAGAAAUACAAAAAAAGAGAAAUUGCCAAAAUGAAAAUAUCUGGAAUACUUUAUUUACUGAUAUAAAUUCUAAUAUUCAUAAUUUUUGUAAAGAAAAUAAAUGUAGCCGUGAAUCGAUAUUAAACAUAAAAGAUAAGAACAUAGCAGUUAAUGUUUCUUUAACAGAAACAUACAUAAUUAAUAAAAUGAAAGAGUGGAUAAAAAAAGAAGGUAUUUAUUUAGAGGCUUUUGAACAAAUUUACAAAAAAAAUGAAGAAAAGGAAGAAACAAAAAUUAAUCAAUUAAAAGAGAAAAAAGAAAAUAAUGAACUAACCGAAAAAGAGGAAUGUCAAGAUGAUAACUUAAACAUUACAGAAAAAGUUAUAAAAUAUAAAAGAAGUAAUGACACUAUAAUAAUUAAAAAUCUAUCUAUGAAUACAAAUCAAAAUGAUAUAAUUAACUUAUUUAAGAAAUUUGGAACAUUAAUAAAAGUUAGUUUUUCUCCAUAUAAUAAUAUAGCUAUAAUUCAAUUUGAAAAUUCAGAAAAUGCAAAAAAAGCUUUUAUAUCAAAUUCUUAUAUAAGAUACAAAAAAUUACCUUUGUAUUUAGAAUGGGCUCCUAUUAAUUUGUAUGAACAAAAAAUAAAGGAAGAUGAUACAAACAAAAAUAAUACUAAUGACAAUGAUAUUCUGUUAGAAAAUGAUACAAAAAAAAAAGAUGGUGAUAUUUUGAAUAACUCAAAUGAAGCUAAUAAAAGUGAAGACGAACUAUUAGGGAGUGAAUCAAGUGAUGAAGAAGUUACUCAUGCUAGUAUAUAUAUAAAAAAUAUAAAUUUUAAUACAAAAGAAGAAGAUUUAAAAAAAUUAUUCGAAAAUUUAGAAGGUUUUUUAACUUGUAAUAUUGUCAAGAGUAAAAAAGUUAUAUCACAAAAAGAAUAUGAAAAAAAUAACACAAUAGAACAUAAAUACAUUUCAUUAGGAUAUGGAUUUGCAGAAUUUAAAAGCAAAGAAUGUGCCAUUGAAGCUAUUAAAAAAUUAACGGGAACUUCAUUAGAUGAUCAUAUAUUGGAAUUAAGUUUAUCUCAUAAUAGAAUAAAGAAAAAAAUAAAAAAAAAUAAUGAAGAAAAAAAAGUAAUUAAAGAACAAAAAAAAAUAAGUAAAAAAUUAAUUGUUAAAAAUUUAGCUUUUCAAGUGACCAAAGAGGAAUUAAGAAAACUAUUUUCUACUUUUGGUAAUGUAAAAAGUGUCCGAAUUCCAAAAAAUGCUUAUAAUAGAAGUAGAGGAUAUGCAUUCAUUGAAUUUAUGUCAAAAAAUGAAUGCUUAAAUGCAAUAGAAUCUUUACAACAUACACAUUUGUAUGGGAGACAUCUCAUUAUUGAUUUUGCAAAUGAUUUUAUAUUUGAACAGAAUAUUGAUGAAUUUGAUAGAUUAAAAGAAAAUGAUAAUAAAGAUAAUAAAAAUUCUAUAACAUCAGAACAAGCUAAAAGAAAAGCUAUUUAUGAAUCAAAAAAAAGUAAUGAAAUAAGUGAAUCAAAAAAGAGAAAAGUGUUGGGUAAUUUAGAAAAUAUUUAA